AUGUACCCCGGCCUCCCGCGUGCCUUCCCUAACCCGGAGUGGCAGAACGUGGAAGACAUCUUCCGCCAGCGCACGGCAUUUGGCUUUCUCGCGCCAAACGCGAGAGCCUCCGCCACUGCCGAUCCUGCCAUGGCCGCGGACGCGUGGGUGCAGCGGGAAAUCGGCUAUUACGAGGUCAACUACACGACGGUAGAGGACUUGAGCGUGUGCGUGACCUCCUUUAAUGUCGGAUGCAAGAAACCCGUGCUGCCGCUGACCAGUCUUGUCUGCCUCACCAGCAGCGGUGGUGGCACAGACGACGCACCAGCGCGGCCGACGGACUUGAUCGUCGUCGGCAUGCAGGAGGUGGACAUGAGUGCGACAGCGCUCUUCAAGCAAGAAACGGAGGCGGCCUCGCCGUGGGUAGCUGGGCUGAACGCGGCAAUCGGCGCCGACAGUAGCAACAGCACUGCAACAUCUUCGUCAGGUGGCGCAGGCGCCUCUCCGUACUACGCCUUUCCGCCAAAACAGCUCGUCGGUCUGCUUCUCUGCGUGUUCAUCCGUCGGCCGCUGCUGUCCGCCGUGUCGGAGUUCAGCAUGGCGACGGUGGCCACAGGGGCCCUGGGCUCUAUGGGAAACAAAGGCGCCGUCGGCUUUCACCUUGUGCUGCACCGCACGUCCAUCUGCGUCAUUACGGCCCACUUGGCGGCCGGGCACGACAAUGUGAGAAAACGCAACGAAGACAUCAACACCAUCUUCAGGAGCAUGGACUUCAACGCCGCCCGUCGCGCCGAGACGCAGAUGAGUGCCAGCCCCAACGCACCAAUCGAUGAGUCCGCCUUUCUCGAGCUCUACCCUCGCGACCACGACAUCAUCAUCGUGGCCGGAGACUUGAACUACCGCCUAAGACUCCCGUACGAGACUGCCGUGCAUCUAGCGAACUCUGGGCAGUUCAGCGAGCUGCUGGCGCACGACCAGCUGGCAGCCGAAAUGAAGAACCCGCACACGCCAUGGCUGAACUUCAUCAACUUCACACCAACGCACAUGCCCACGUACCGCUUCGACAUUGGCACCGAUGUCUACGACACAAGCGAGAAGCGCCGCAUCCCCAGUUACACGGACCGCAUAUGUGUGUGGUCGCGUCGCAAGUCGAUGGAGUCUCGCAUCCGACUAGACCGCAUCUCCGCCCUCAUGGAGGUGCGCAGUAGCGACCACAAACCUGUGCAGGCGCUCGCACGGAUCCCGGUGAGCGUGGAGGUGCCGGCGCAGAAGGCGCAGAUAGUAUCGUCGCUGCGGGAAAAGGUUGCCACCAUCGGCUUGGCGCAGGCAUCGAGUGCGAAGAUAUCCCUGAGCAUGUCGAAGGUGAACUUUCAGGCUCAGUGCUUCCACAACUGCGGGACGCAGGAGGUGGUCACUGUGCAGAACAACGGCAACUGUGUCGCUGUCGUUCGGGUGGUGCGGCAACGCGAGGGGGACUACUCGGAGGGCAGCUGGUUGCGCGUCACCCCGCAGGAGCUCGCCAUCCUUCCAGGGGAGUCACAGGAUGUUCAGAUCGAGACAGCCUUUCACCCGCGCUGCACGCUGUGGAUGGCCGCCUGGCGCCCGUACCAGGGCCGCGGCAGUAUUGAACUCAGCUCUGUAUUGCUGUUUUGCUGCCGCAACGGCCCAGUGCAGGCUGUCGAGUGCCAGUGUGUACUGAGCCCGAGCGUGUUCGGCAACGCAUUGGAGAAUAUCGCCCUUCUACAGGACACGCCGUGCGUGGAGGCAUACGCGCAGAAGGCGGACUUUGAAGAGGUGGUGCGCCAGGUGCGGCCACACGUGCCGAAGGAGCUGUGGUACCUCGUCUACGUCAUCGCGCAGCACCCACGCGAGCCGGGCCUCUUCACCCGCUCCACCAACAAGGAGGUGUGCCGUCACAUCAUGGAGCUGCUGGACACGAAGAACGCGGCGCUGCCAGUGGACACAGACGUGCAUUGCGCCGCAGAGUGUCUUUUGGCCUUUCUCAAGAACCUGCGCGAGCCAGUGGUGCCAUAUGCGCAGUAUGCCGCUGCCCUCGCCGCGGGCCGUGCCAAGGGUAAGGCCCCGCUGCAGUUCCUGCGUCAGCUGCCGACGAUGCACGCGAAUGUGUGGCUCUACGUCUUGUCGUUGCUGAACUAUCUUCUGAGGCCGGUGAACAGCUCCGACAACGAGCUUGACGCGCCCCUCCUGGCACACAUUUUCAGCGCCGUCUUGAUUGGCCGCCCCACCGAUGCGCAGGGGGCCAUUCCUGCUCGGCUGCAGCAGGGAGGCGGCGUUGACCAGCAGGUGCGGCAGCAACUGCAACAGGAGAGCGACGACGCCCUAGCUCUCGUAGAGUACUUUCUCAGCACCCCACCAAGUAUGUUGGCCGGAGUGGAGUAA
Molecule: messenger RNA, 2379 nt
Organism: Leishmania braziliensis MHOM/BR/75/M2904
Lineage: Eukaryota; Euglenozoa; Kinetoplastea; Trypanosomatida; Trypanosomatidae
Product: putative inositol/phosphatidylinositol phosphatase
Exons: 1
Coding region: 1-2379 (792 amino acids)
Biological process (GO): phosphatidylinositol dephosphorylation; signal transduction
Molecular function (GO): phosphatase activity
Source: RefSeq, a predicted model, not a curated record